This is a messenger RNA of Durotheca rogersii, 1051 nucleotides long. Its product is annotated as thioredoxin-like protein. NCBI's taxonomy places the organism in Eukaryota, Fungi, Ascomycota, Sordariomycetes, Xylariales, Xylariaceae. The transcript has 4 exons. The record is from RefSeq and is a predicted model, not a curated record. Bases 352 to 831 code for a protein of 159 amino acids.
GCCGAACUUGCCACAGGGCCUCAGGUAAAAUGGAAGGUACCUAGAUCGACGGCUGGUGCUCACCUCCCACCUCUGUUUCGUCGUUGAAUGUAGUCUAUUUCCUAAGUACCUCCCCACGGAUCGCACACGGAUAGGUACCUAGCCUAGUAUUAAGCACGCCCGAAGACCUUGAGUAUAGCACAAGUACCUGUCUGCCUACGACAAGUGCUAGUAGCGAGCUUAGGUACAUGCCGAAGCACCUAUUGUCCUGCGCAGCGAGAAGUAUAGAGAGCACAAUAUAAAAGCCCCUUCCCCCCCUGCCCCGCGUCAUACCGUCUCGCGGCUUUUUUUUCUUCUUCUCUUAUUUCCUCCAUGUCAACAAACCUCCUCCGAACAACGGCCCAGUCCACAUUACGGCAUUCCCUCUGCUACAGACCACCCGCCUAUUCGCGCCUCACGCCCCUGAGACAAUUUCACGCCACACUGCCCAAGAUGACUGUCCACGUCCUCGACACUCCCGCAGCCUUCGAGCAGGCUGUCAAGGACCAUAAGGUCGUCCUGCUCGACUGCUUUGCUACUUGGUGCGGUCCGUGCAAGGCCAUCGCUCCCGUUCUUGCCAAAUACUCGGACCAGUUUCCGUCCAUCUACUUCGCCAAGAUUGACGUUGACGAGCUGCCCGAGCUUGCCCAGCAGCUUAAGAUCACCGCCAUGCCUACGUUCCUCCUCUUCACGGGAAGCACCGAGCCCGCCGAUAUCCUGAUUGGUGCCAAACCUAAUGCCAUCCUGGAGUUGAUCGAGAAGUACAAGGGCUUGGCUGCCGGCGAGGCGCAUGCUGGCGAACAAGCCACGUGACUGCAGAAAGUUGACGCCGCAGCAAAACUAUGACGUUUUCGCAAGGGAGCAGGCAAACCGUGACCAAGGCCGUAGGAGACAUAGAUAGACGUGGUGGUUAAUAUUUCCAUUCAAUCGGCAUAAUUGCGCAACGUACCAAUGGGUAGCCUGGGUUCCUCCCGAGGCAUCCUCUAUUGACUUUCCUGAGAUACGAGGGCAUGUGCGUGAUGCACUCUGUUCU